Molecule: messenger RNA, 1405 nt
Organism: Rosa rugosa (rugosa rose)
Lineage: Eukaryota; Viridiplantae; Streptophyta; Magnoliopsida; Rosales; Rosaceae
Product: probable leucine-rich repeat receptor-like serine/threonine-protein kinase At3g14840
Exons: 12
Coding region: 458-991 (177 amino acids)
Molecular function (GO): protein binding
Source: RefSeq, a predicted model, not a curated record
UACUUACUUUUGUUAGUUUGCUAUUCUAAGAAAGUCAUGCCCUUUGCAAACUCCUCACCAAUUUGCAAUACCCCAAAUCUAAUAGCGAAAAUCCCAGACCUUCCCGCAAGUUCUUCUUCGACCCGUCGACUAAUCACCCAGUUCUCAAGAUGCGACGGAAUUUCUAAACUUGGUGGAUGACUCGGUUCAAGCAGAUCAAAGUCUUAUGCACGAUUUUGAUGAGUUUCUGAAGCACUAUGACAAGUAUUUGUAAGGAACAAGCAUGAUGACCUUGUUAUCUUGACCAUCAUCAGUAGCCUAUUCAUCUAGUGAAUCUUCAAACUUGAUUACCAGCUCCUUCUUGCCAUGUUUCAUAUUGCUCAUGGAAUAGGUGCGUCACCCUCACAGCUGCAUUAGCCCAAACAAACAAGAUAUUCUUAAUGCAAACAAUCUCACAGGAGAAUUACCUGCAGCUCUUAUGAAUCUGACUAAGUUAACAGAACUGAGGAUUAGCAGCAACAACUUAACUGGAAGAAUGCCCGACUUUUUUCAAAGUUGGAAUCAAUUUCAGAAAUUAGAGAUCCAAGCUAGUGGUCUACAAGGCCCCAUUCCAUCUAGCAUUUCUGUCUUGAGUAAUUUAACAGAACUAAGGAUCAGCGACUUAAAUGGAGGGGGUUCAGUAUCUCCAAACUUGAGCAAUAUGAUAAGCUUGCAAAGAUUAAUGCUCAGGAGCUGUAACUUAUCUGGACCUAUGCCUUCUGAUUUAUCAGCAAUGUCACAGUUGAAAACAUUAGAUCUAAGCUUCAACAGAUUGGAGGGAAGCAUUCUUGAUUCGGCAGAUCUGACACCCUUGCAGAACUUGUAUCUAACAAGCAACUUGCUUACUGGAUCUAUUCCAGACUGGAUCAAGAGCAGAGAUAAUCGCUACGAGAUAGAUGUUUCUUACAAUAAUUUUUCUGAGAGCUCUGAGUCACCAUCUUGUACAGAAAACCUGGAAAGUUUGGGUGCUUGAUGUUUUUGAGGAUAUAGCUUUAUAUCAACCAACUAGGGAGUUUGGAACACUGAGUAUGGCUCAAGGAAGUAUAGUUGCAUGGCCUAUCAAGUACAUCAAACAAGUUUAGUUUAUGAACUUUUAGCAGGUACUGCCAAAUUUUGUGGUGUAUGCAGAUUAAUGCCUUAUGUUGGUACUGCUGGUAAAUUGCUCGAACUAAUUGGGAGAUACAAAUUGCAGUUGGAUAGUGGUGCUUGAAACCUUGCAAUUACCCUGCAAUAUAUUUUUGAAUUGUAAUAUGUUACUUUUAAUUAAACUCAAGUUUGCAGGGACAUGCAAAUGCAAUUGUUUUGUAGUUUAGUUGCAUAUGGCAUGGUAACAAUUAAGUUUGUACAGAUAUCCUAUUUCAAUUAAUGUAUCAUAUAUGUUAAUUCA